AUGGAGUCCCCAGGAGGGUGGACGCUGCAGGUGGCCCCAGAGGAAGGCCAGGGCCUCUGCAAUGUGAAGACUGCCACGAGGGGCCCCUCUGAGGGGGCUGUGUCUGGAGGCUGGGGGGCCUGGGAGAACUCCACGGAGAUCCCCAGGGAGGCAGGGGACGGUCAGCGGCAGCAAGCCACACUGGGGGCGGCGGAUGAACAGGGAGGCCCCAGCAGGGAGCUGGGCCCCGCAGACGGUGGGCGGGACGGGGCUGGGUCCGGGAGCGAGCCUGCAGACCGGGCGUUGCGCCCUUCGCCUCUCCCAGAGGAGCCGGGCUGCCGGUGCGGGGAGUGCGGCAAGGCGUUCAGCCAGGGCUCCUACUUGCUGCAGCACCGGCCCGUGCACACAGGCGAGAAGCCGUACACGUGCCCCGAGUGCGGCAAGGCCUUCGCCUGGAGCUCCAACCUCAGCCAGCACCAGCGCAUCCACAGCGGAGAGAAGCCCUACGCUUGCGGGGAGUGCGGCAAGGCCUUCCGCGCGCACUCGCAGCUCAUCCACCACCAGGAGACGCACAGCAGCCUGAAGCCCUUCCGCUGCCCGGACUGCGGCAAGUCCUUCGGCCGAAGCACCACGUUGGUGCAGCACCGACGCACGCACACGGGCGAGAAGCCCUACGAGUCAGAGUGCCGCAAGGCCUUCAGCUGGAACUCCAAUUUCCUGGAGCACCGGCGCGUGCACACGGGCGCGCGGCCGCACGCCUGCCCGGACUGUGGCAAGGCCUUCAGCCAGAGCUCCAACCUGGCCGAGCACCUGAAGAUCCACGCGGGCGCACGGCCACACGCCUGUCCCGACUGCGGCAAGGCCUUCGUGCGUGUGGUGGGGUUGCGGCAGCACCGGCGCACGCACAGCAGCGAGAAGCCCUUCCCCUGCGCCGAGUGCGGAAAGGCUUUCCGCGAGAGCUCGCAGCUCCUGCAGCACCAGCGCACGCACACUGAUGAGCGGCCCUUCGAGUGCGCCGACUGCGGCAAGGCCUUUCGCGGCAGCUCCGAGCUGCGCCAGCACCAGCGCCUGCACUCUGGAGAGAGGCCGUUCGUCUGCGCCCACUGCAGCAAAGCCUUCGUGCGCAAGUCGGAGCUCUUAAGCCACCGGCGCACGCACACGAGCGAGAGGCCCUACGCUUGCGGCGAGUGCGGGAAGCCUUUCAGCCACCGUUGCAACCUCAACGAGCACCAGAAGCGGCACGGGGGCCGCGCUGCGCUCUGACCCGAGGACGCCCUGAGCGGGAGGUCGCGGACACGCGGCAUUGCGGGGUCCCGGGCGUGAGUGCGCUGUCUGCUGGCCCAGCCUUUUUCAGGCCGCCGGUGCGGGCGCCCUCCUGCUGGGAGUGCAGGGGCGGCCUUGGGUGUGGAGAACCCUGGAUGCACAGUCCCUUUGACGAUAGCCCACCGGCCACCCUGGCCUGGCUGGGGACAUGUGGGAUGGGCUCUUACCCCAGGGAGGGCGGCAAGCUCCACUUUGGCGAGAGGUUCGUCCAUGCAAAGGUGGGCAAGAACUGGGGUCUCCGACAGGUGUGGCUAUUUCUUUAAGUUCUCUGGCACUGUCAAAAGCAGCCAACCCACCCCACAGUCCACAUGGUCACCGUUGCUGCUACCAGCUGCUCCGUGCAGUGGCCACUGUGUCUCCUAAGGUGCUCGCUCCAGUCAGCACUUCAUCUCAGGCAACCACAGGUGACAGUUAAACAUGAUGAAACCGCA
Messenger RNA from Symphalangus syndactylus (siamang), 1733 nucleotides. RefSeq names its product zinc finger protein 497 (gene ZNF497). The record is from RefSeq and is a predicted model, not a curated record. Lineage: Eukaryota; Metazoa; Chordata; Mammalia; Primates; Hylobatidae. Gene Ontology annotation, molecular function: DNA-binding transcription factor activity; RNA polymerase II cis-regulatory region sequence-specific DNA binding. Gene Ontology annotation, biological process: regulation of transcription by RNA polymerase II.